AUGGCGUACACUCUACCCACAGCACAAGGGCUAAGGAGCCGAUCCAUUGAGGUGGACCCGAUUUGCCGAAGAUGUGGUAAGGAUGUGGAAACUCUUGAGCAUGCGUUGAGGGACUGCUCGUGGGCAAGAUUUUUAUGGGAAGUCUCGCCUCUCUGCCUAACCCAUUUCGACGGUGAUGAGUUGUGGGAUAUUCCUUCUUGGUUUGAAAAGAUUCAGCGCAUACCACAGAAGGAACACCAUAGUACUUUUGCAAAUAUUGCUUGGGUGAUUUGGUUUGCACGCAAUAUGUUAACUUUUCAAGAAAGAGAGUUCUCUCAUGUGGAUUGUUUGCUUAUGGCGCAAAGAGCUACAUGCACGAAGAGAGUUUGUGAAAGUCCUUCUCGAUCUCCCCCUACAAAGCGGGAAUGUACAAGAAGGGAUCAAGUGAAAGUUUGGAGUGAUGUUGCGGUUGAGCUAAAUGUUGGGUUAGGUUUUGGUGUCAUCAUGAAGGAUGGUGAAGGCAAGUUUCUGGGUUGUAGACAUGGAUUCCGGUAUGGGAUGUUUACAGAAGUGGAGGCGGAGGCGGUUGGAGUUAUGGAGGCUUUUAAUUUUUAUCGUGAAAAAGGAGUGUCGGAUGCUAUUGUUGAGAUGGACUGUCUACCUUUACUGGAAACUGGAGAAACAUGA
This is a messenger RNA of Salvia miltiorrhiza (redroot sage), 666 nucleotides long. RefSeq lists its product as uncharacterized. The record is from RefSeq and is a predicted model, not a curated record. The coding region runs from base 1 to 666 and encodes 221 amino acids. The transcript has a single exon. Lineage: Eukaryota; Viridiplantae; Streptophyta; Magnoliopsida; Lamiales; Lamiaceae. Gene Ontology annotation, molecular function: RNA-DNA hybrid ribonuclease activity; nucleic acid binding.